This is a messenger RNA of Triplophysa rosa, 4192 nucleotides long. RefSeq names its product homeobox A4a (gene hoxa4a). The transcript is spliced from 2 exons. Gene Ontology annotation, biological process: regulation of transcription by RNA polymerase II; anterior/posterior pattern specification; embryonic skeletal system morphogenesis. Bases 2033 to 3079 code for a protein of 348 amino acids. The record is from RefSeq and is a predicted model, not a curated record. NCBI's taxonomy places the organism in Eukaryota, Metazoa, Chordata, Actinopteri, Cypriniformes, Nemacheilidae. Gene Ontology annotation, cellular component: nucleus. Gene Ontology annotation, molecular function: DNA-binding transcription factor activity, RNA polymerase II-specific; RNA polymerase II cis-regulatory region sequence-specific DNA binding.
AUGAAAAAAGACGUCAUGAUAUCAUUUUUAUAUAUAGGCUAGGACUCAAAAAACUAGCUUUCCGGUGAUUACUACAGGUUAAACCAAUACGGUCAUUCCUGAUGUUGUUAAUGUACAAAGAGGUGCACAAAACAAAAACACUAAUAAUAUCAUAAAAAUAUGGUAUUUGUUAGGUGACAUUUUGAAGGGGAAAGUCAGCAGUUUACCAAUGGACUUUACUAUACACGAUUACACUAACGGCAUAUUUUUUGUUUUUUGGGGGGGUUCACCGACCUCCGAAAGGACCCAUUAUAGUUCCCCGAGGGGUUAGGGGACCAGGGAGAAACGAAGUCCAAGGCCGGGGUAAACGCAAGGUCACUGCGUCUAACAAAUAUGAAAAUGUCACCUUUUCAGAGGGCACGCCUUGUUGUUUAACAAAGACUGUCAAUGAACAAGAUUAAUAAGAAGCGAAAUGGUCACUGACUGAGAGGUCAGACCGAAGUUAUCUCUGUGUAGCUAUUAAAGAAGGAAGUUAAAGAGGCUCUGAAGCGGUGAGACCGCACGUGGCUUUCAGAGUUAAGUUAACAAGAAUACGUGAAGCUCUAGUAUAAGAGUUUUCAAGGGUGGCCAUUACACCACUUUACGGAAAUAUUAAAGAAAAUGAAACCUUACAUGAGUGUUGGAAACUACCUGUCGCAGAAGGACGGUGUCAUUAUUUUUGUUCAUCUGACCAGACACCCUGGCAUAUCACCUUCAAGGUCAGGGAUGUUAUUAUGCUCACAACCUCAUACAAGGUAGGCCUUUUUCAUUUAUUUUUCUAUUACCCGUUUGAACAGUAAAUCUUGAGUCAAGUAUACGGAAUAUGAUUAAAUUAUUUAAAUAAUUAAACAAUGAUAACUGGUUUUAAGUUUUCUGUGAUUUAUAGAGUUUUAAAGAAAUAAAUGAUUAUUUUAAUAAUUAUGAAUAGUUUCGCUUGUUGUAAUACAAAACAUGAAUAUUUUUGCAACAUUUUGUCAAGUAAAAAUAGAUCAACUAAAACUAUCGUCAAGUAAAACAAAUAUUUAAAAUUACUUACAUGAGGUUGCCACGAAGUUAAUUUUAACGGUUAGAUAAAAUAGCCUACAGCUACAAAUUGUUAGUGGUUAUACAGGCACAUUCACAAUUGAGAUGGGGCAACCUUACAUUGAUGAGGAACAUUUCAGAGAUGUCCAGUUCAUAUUUGUUGUGCUCAUGCAGACCAAAACUAUAAAAUAUGACAAAUAAGAUGAAUUACUACAAUUACUUAGUCGUUCUGCCCAAAUGCCAUAAGGAAUGAGAAUAUACAUUUCUUAUUAAAUAUACUUUUUAACUGAAGACAGUUUAAAAAGUGCUAACAAGCCGAAAUGACUUUUAUUGAUGGAACCUAAUGACUUAAAAAAUAUAUAUUUACCAAUAUUUUUAACUUGGACAAAAAGUAAUUUCAGAUGCAAUCAAACACAUUUUAAGAUUACCUGAAAAAAAAUAACAGUGUGGUUAGGUGAGAUUUUUAAUGGACAAACACAAACUAUGUCAAAUUAUGAAAUCGAAAAAACACCCAAACAUUUCAAACUUACUUUCGUUGUUCGUGACUGCUCGCCCAAACAUUUCACACAUACUUUCGUUGUUCGUGACUUAACAUCAGCAAAUUAUCUGUUUUCGUAGUUCGUUUAGCGGCGAAAUACGCAUGAUUUAACCUAGAGAGGCAAGUCUGUUAAUUGUGUUUAAAUGUUACCAAAGACGUGUAAAAUGAGUUGAUGUUUGACGAUUGACUAUUUGAAAAUAGUCUUUGUGCUUUCUAUUAACAGGUGCAUACUUAUUCAGUUGGCUAUACUGAUUCAGUUUCAUUUACAAAGUAAUGGUGGGCCUUAAUGAAGGUUCUUUUGUGGAGCCUAUAGAAACUGGAACGUCCCUGUAGAGAACAAAAGUGCAAGUCGUGGUACAAAACAAAAGACAUUUUUAGUAGAUUUGUCAUCAGAAAGGGCAUUAUCACUGAAAUUACGUCUUCUGGUGCACUCAUUGUUUUUCACUGUAUGUCAUGCAUUAUAACAUACGUUCAGCUGGCUUUUCGUCUUUCUCUUUAGGAAUAGUUGCUAAAUUGAAUUGUUUUCGGUUAUAUUUUGAAUAUAAAAACAGACGCAUAGACCGCCCGAACACAUUUUCGUUGUACUGUCGGCCGACCUGCUAUUGGUGCUUGUUUACACGAUGCCCACAGGAGGCGCUGAUUGGUCGCAUUCCUCACGUGACCGACCAACUUUGUACAUUUGACAGGGGAGUAGGUGGGUUUUGGAGAGAUCAGAAAAACGACAGCACGAUAAAAAUUAGAAUUGUUGCACUUUACAAAUUAAUGAUCAUGAGUUCCUACUUGAUCAAUUCGAAUUACAUCGAACCUUCUUUCCCGCCCUGCGAAGAAUAUCAGCAGAACGGAUACAUGCCCAUGCCCUCCGAUUAUUAUGAGCGGCCGAAAGACUCGGGCUUCCCCCAUCACGAGGAGGCAUCAUUCCCGCGAUCAAACUACCAGGAGCCGAGCUACGAUUACGGUAAUGUGACAACCAACGGCAUCAACGAGUUUACAGACCGUCAUCACGCACAACCUCAGUCCGUUCCGCAGAAUCACGGACCCCACCUCGCUACAGAGAGCUGUGCUGGUUCUACUGAAAACAAGGAUUGUAGCCUUGUGUCAGAAGCUCUCCCAGGCGCCCAGAAGGGUAAGGAGCCGGUGGUGUAUCCCUGGAUGAAAAAAGUCCAUGUUAAUUCUGUGACCGCCAGCUACUCUGGAGGAGUGCCCAAGAGGUCUCGCACCGCCUACACACGCCAGCAGGCUCUUGAGCUUGAGAAAGAGUUCCACUUUAACCGAUAUUUGACUCGACGUCGACGAGUGGAGAUCGCGCACACUAUGUGUCUUUCUGAGCGUCAGGUGAAAAUCUGGUUUCAGAACCGCCGUAUGAAGUGGAAGAAAGACCACAAGCUUCCCAACACAAAGAUCCGUUCAUCGAGCUCUGCGUCCUCCAACCAUCACGUGAAAACGGACGCCACUCAGCAGCAGCAAACACUACUUCCUACGCCGUGUUCCUCGAACCUAUAGUGCCAGAAGCACAUCGGCACAAACGGACCUCAACAAGAAAGAAGACAUAUUAGUAUUAAGAUUGGAACUUCACAGGGUUACUUUUUAUUAAAUGUCCGAUAAGGCGACCUCAUUCUCGACUCCCCUUCCAUUUCCUUCACACUUAUUUGAGGUGAAAGCAUACCCUUCCUGUAUAGAUAGUUGUUUUUUCGUACUUGAACAAUAGUGGUGUGUAGUUUAACUUGGUUAAAGGAUCGUUUCGUUAUUUCUCUCUAACCGGGCAUAUGACCAAUGCUAGUAACGCGUGUACAAAUCCCAUUGACAUUUUAAUAUGAAGGCACAAGUAUAGGGGCAAUCUCUGUGAGGUAGUCAUCAUAAUUGUCUUAGUUCCAUUUUAGUGUAUUGUGUCUGUAUUUACGUCAUCAAAGCUGUGAAUAUUCGUGUAUUUGGUUAUUUGUAUAUUGGUAAAAUAUGUCAAGAUGUUUUAGUAAGCUUGUAUGCAAGUAAUUGUAGGCAACCAGUGGUAAUAAUAAAUAUGAAUUUAUUGUGUAUAAUCCUUUUAGACUAAUCCUUAGUAAGGGCCAAGAUUGGUGCGCUAUAUAUUGAUCUUUGCACAAAUAUACAGAACCAUGAUACGGUUUUAUUUAAACGUAAUCCAUAACAUUGAAUAUAAGACAUAUUCAAAUCUUCAAUACAAAUUGUUUUGUGACAAUUAACAAGCCGAAUGGUGAAUUAUUCUGCGUUUUGUUGUCGAAGAAAAAAGCCUGAACACAUGCUUAAUAUGACACCAGUGCUAGAGGACAAUUGUUUCUUUUUUUGUUUCUUUUUUGUAAUCCUUUGUCGCCAAACUUGCGAUUUACGUACGUUUUAUUUAAUCCAGAAAUUCAUUUAAUUAGAAGGUAAACUAUUUAAACAGGAUACGUUAGUUGUAGUGUUCUUUUAGCCACGUUAAUUUAAAGGAGAUACAUGUUAAAACAUCUUGCUACAUUAUAUGGCUUAAUAGUAAGUUCUAAACAUCUUUUAGUAUCUUAUAAUAAAAGUAGGCUAUAUUACAAAUCUAAUGUUUUUAAAUCAUAUAAAUUGAAUUAUGAGCAAACCUUAAAACCAAUAAAUUAUAAUAGUGAAUGCCGAUGA